Molecule: messenger RNA, 5601 nt
Organism: Octopus bimaculoides (California two-spot octopus)
Lineage: Eukaryota; Metazoa; Mollusca; Cephalopoda; Octopoda; Octopodidae
Product: protocadherin gamma-A4
Biological process (GO): homophilic cell-cell adhesion
Cellular component (GO): plasma membrane
Molecular function (GO): calcium ion binding
Source: RefSeq, a predicted model, not a curated record
CAUACACGCAAACAAGCGCACAUAUAUCACAUCGUUAUACCAUCAAUAUAACCACACAUUAUAUAUAUAUAUAUUUUACUCUGAUUUAUCUGUAUUGUAUAUCAUAAUUUAUAUGUAUAUAUUUUUAAUAGUAUAACUACUAUUACAUAUUUAUACAUUAUAUGUAAUACUAUAUAUACAAAUAUAUAUAUACAAAUAUAUACAUACACUACACACGCGUUUGUUUAUACAUAUGCACGCAAGCGCGCACAUGCAUUCAACAGACGUGUUCAAAGAGAAGUUGGUUCGCGAAAUACCUAACACCACCCCACGAUAUAUACACACAUAAAAAAAUAUAUAUGUAUAUACACGCAUAAAUAUACACAAAUAUGUGUAUACACAUUGAAAUGUUUUGACAGGUUCUCAUUCUCUCAAUCGCUUUCCUUUUUUUAUAUUCAUUCAUUCCACUACUUUUACAUCUUCCUCAGGCACGCACCCACACGUACAUAUACAUAAACAUAUAUAUGUAUUUAUAUACGGCACACAUACGUACAUACAUAUAUACAUACGUACGUACAUGAAUACUUAUAUACAUUCAUACAAUACCAAAUACAUACCUACUUUCACUUUCACUUUCACAUAUCUCGUCACAUAAACAUACGCAAACGUCAACACACAUACACAUCUUACAAAAGCAAACAUCUUUCUCCUUCACACGCACGCACACACACAUACAGAUAAACGCAACACAGACAAAAUCACUUUGAAAAACUUCAAACCCUUAAAAAGCAUUAAAAAGUAAGAAAAAAAACCCCCAGCAAAGCACCCAUAACAAAACACAAACAAAUAAAAUACACAUACAUACACGCAUUCAUACUUUCACCUACACACAUAUACACGCGUAUAUAUACACAGUCAUUUUGCCGUUUAUACACUUAUAAGAAAGAAAGAAAAAAAAAGUAACACAAAACAAAAAAAAAACAACACAAACUUACAAACAAGUAUAUUCAAUACAGACACAUACACACACACAGACACGCACAUAUGCACACUAAUUUCUAUAUACAUCCUCGUGUGCUUUUAUAUACGGUGUAUACACACGUAGAACCAAAGUUACAAGACGGAAUGGAUUUAACUUGUGAAAAUAAAUCUUCAAGACAAUAUCACCAAAAUUGAAUUGCAGAAGAAAAAAGAUACUUUCAGUUGAAAGAGGAUACUUUGGUAGUAAUGUGACAAAAAAAAAAGAAAAAGAAAGAAAAGGAAUAAAAAGAGAAAAGUUUGAAAAAAAAAAAGAAAAAGGAAAAAUGAAACAUUUCAACAUUUGUCUCUUGUUCCACUUGAGCCUGUCACGUGACAAACUGCAGUAUUGAUGUCCAACAUACACAUCGAUAUAAACAUAUAUAAAAAACGCAUCAUAACCAAAUAAAGAAACUUAACAAACACAUUUCUCAUCUUAGCAUUCGAUUUCCCAGUCGAAUGUUCGUCCUCUUCAUACUGCUAUAAAGAAAAAUAAUUUAUAAUUUUUAUUAUUAUUAUUAUUAUUAUUAUUAUUAUUAUUAUUAUUAUAACGGCAGCAGCAGCAGUAGUAGUGCUAUCAUCACAUCUACUAUCAUCUUCACCACUAGCACCACUAUCUGUGCUGCAAUCGCCAGAACCACUAGCAACUGUAGCAGCAGCAGCACUACCACCACCACCACCACCACCACCACCACUGCCACUGCCAAUUACAACAUUACCACUACAGACAACAUCAUCGUCAACAACAACAAUACAAUCAACUACAACAAAAGCCAUUUUUCUCCCCUAACACUGCAUAUACUGUGACCUAAGAUUUCUAAUUGUGGGAACAUGUUACUGCAAAGUUAUCUACUACUGUUGCUUGUUGACAUGUACCUCUGCAUAGAUCUGAUUUAUCAAGUCGAAGAAGGGAAAAGACCUGAUACAUUUGUUGGUGACAUAGCAGUGGACUCACAUUUAUUGGACACUGUGCCGGUCAGUGACCACAACCAGUUCCAGUUUAGUUUGCUACAUGAACUUGUGAUGGGUGAACAACAGCUGUUUCGCGUGACACCAGCUGGGAAGCUUUACACAGCUCAGGAACUCGAUGCUGAAGCUCUGUGCAAAUAUAACACAGAAUGCUUUACUAUGGUGGAAAUAGCUGUCCAACACAAAGAAUCUUUUGUCAAAAUAUUAGACAUUAAAGUGGUUGUAGAAGAUGGCAAUGAUUUUGAACCUGAAUUUUCCGUCGAUCAAUUUAAUAUAUACUUUUCAGAGAGAGAAGGCAAAGGAUCACGAAUAUCAAUUCCAAAUGCUAUUGACAGAGAUGUCGGUGCCUUAAAUUCUAAGAUUACCUAUCAACUGAAAAGCAAUAUUAACGAACCUUUCCGAUUAUCUGUCUUAAAGCAAGGUGAUGGCACUUCUAAAUUAGCAAUUAUCUUGGAGGAAAGACUCAACAAGGAAGUAAAAGAUACCUACCUGCUUCAAGUAAUUGCAAGAGAUGGUGGAUCACCACCAAAACAAGGCAUUUUGAAUAUUAAAAUAUCUGUCACAGACGAGAAUGACAAUUCACCUAUAUUUUCUCGGAGCAUUUACAAUGUUACAGUAAACAGCAGACACCGGCAAAGUGUUCCAAUCGUUACAUUGUCAGCAACAGACCUUGAUUCUGGCAAAAAUGGUAAUAUUUCAUAUCAUUUUAGUUCAAAGACACCAGACUUGGCUAAAAGCCAUUUCAUGUUGGACCACAUAUCUGGUGAUAUAUUUCUCAAUAAAAGAUUUACACUGAAUGAGAAACAAACUUAUAAGUUAUUCAUAGAAGCCAGAGAUGGGGGCAGUCCUUCAUUGAGUUCAACAGCAGUGGUUCUGGUAAAUGUAGUGAGCGAAGCAAAUAAUGCACCAAGAAUUGAUGUGAAGUUUGUUUCUAAGUCCAGCAGAAAUAAAACUGUGAUAUCAGAGGGAGUAGAGACUGGCAGUUUUAUAGCUUAUGUUAAAGUAACAGACAAUGAUAUUGGUCGUAAUGGAGAGAUCAGCUGCAGACUGCAACACGAUAACCUACAGCUGAAAAGUUUAAGCAAAAAUAAAUACAAAGUAGUCAUCAAAAAACCAGUUGACCGAGAAAAACAAAAGCAAAUAGAGUUCACUAUUAUUUGUGAAGACAAGGGUUCGCCAUCUUUAAAGACAAAAGGACACUUUUCUAUCCAAGUGAUGGAUGUCAAUGAUGUGCAGCCUCUAUUUUCUAAAGAUACUUUUAAAUUCCUCACAUAUGAAAAUGAAAAACCACACUUCCCUAUUGGUUUCAUUAAUGUCACUGAUCCAGAUCUUGGUUCUGGAAGUCAGUUGAAUUACACAUUGUUUAGCAAUGAUAGAGGAAUUCUUCCUUUUGAAAUUUCUGAUUUUGGAUUUAUUUCAACCGCCCAAUCUUUGGACAGAGAGAAACAAGAUAUUUAUAAAUUUCGAGUUUUUGUCAAAGAUAAUGGAACACCACCUCUGAACAACACCGCAGAUGUCAUUGUUGAAGUUAUUGACGAAAAUGACAACCCACCAUAUUUCAGCUUUCCAAGCGUUAAUCCUUUCAGUUUGGAUGUCCACUAUCAUCCACAAAGCAAGAACGACAUCACAGUUUUGCGAGCAUUAGAUAAAGAUAUACGAGAAAAUGCCUUCCUCCGUUUUGAAAUACUCCGUGGUAAUGACAAGCAAUUAUUUUCGGUGAAUCCCUAUUCUGGGGUGUUGUCAUUCUCCCGUAAAGUCUACCAAAACGAUGCCGGUUCUUAUAAUCUGCAGUUAGCUGUCAAAGACAGUGGCACUCCAGCUCUAUCAGCAACCACAACCUUAUCAUUGACUUUGACAGUAAGUAACAAGACCUCGACGAUGUUAACAGCUUUGCAAACCUUAUCAGAUGAUAAAAUCCAUAUCAAUUUAGUAAUAAUUAUUGUUAUAGCAGCUGUCACUUUGUCCACUGCUAUAGUGGUUUCCAUAGCAAUAUGUAUCAUACAAAGAAACAACCAGAAAGAAAUCCAGUAUAAUGAAGAAUUUGAAAUUUCUAACAAAUUCCUCAGUGACUCUGAAAAAUCAAAAUACUUUCAUGAACCGUCUUCGUCACACACUGAAGCUCAGCUUGCUCUUGCAACAGAUCUUGCCAAAAGUAGGAACUCCCCAGCCACAAUACCAAGGAGAGACACACCGACUGGAUUUAAGUCAACUCCAGAUCACACGUGGAGAGGAUGUAAUUCUGGAAAACAAGUUCAAGCUGUGGCAGAAGAAGAAGAAGAAACUUAUUCCCAGAAGACAGCGGUGCCAUCUAAAAUCGAUGACAAGAAAGACCAUCUGACCACAAACCAUUUCAGAAAUUGGUCAACUACAUUUUCUGAUUCUGACACUGGCUGUGGCUGGAAAGAGGGAGACACUGCUAGACUCUACGAAGAAUUACCAGAUUAUGAAAAGAUGAAACACCAUCUUGGAGUUCCUGGUUCCAGAAUAAGUAUAAAAAAAGUUCAUGAAUUCCAACAACCAUCUCAGAGAUCAUUUGUCAAAUAAACUGGACUUAAGAAGAAAAACUUUCAAAAAUCAAAAGACAUAUGUUCCUGUCAUGCACACACACACACACACACACACAUCGCGCACGCGCGAAAUGGAUAAAAAAGUCACGCUCAAAAUAAGCUCAGUGCGCUCUAGAAUUGUCAGACAUACUUCAACUUUUCUAAAAUUGAAUAAAACAAUAAUGAUGAAUCCACACGGCAUGGUGAACAAAAUUAAUAAUAAUAAUAAUAAUAAUAAUAAUAAGAGAAAUUAAGGCAAAUAGACCAGAUAUAGUUGUCAAAGAUCAUGAAGAAAAAAAAUGCUUUCUAAUUGAUGUGUCAAUACCAGCAGAUGACGUUUCUCUAAAAGAAAUGGAAAAACUUUCAAAAUACAAAGACCUGGAAAUAGAGAUAACUCGAAUGUGGAAUCUAAAAACAGAAACAAUUCCUAUCAUAGUAGGUGCCUUAGGUAUAAUAAAAAAAUAUUCAGACAAAUACAUAACAAAAACACCAGGACUUACAAAUAUAUAUAACAUACAGAAAAUUGCACUACUGGGUACUGCACACAUUCUACGCAAAACACUUUCAAUACAGUAAACAUAAGAGCACCACAGCAAACCACAGCACAUACCCAAGGCGCACAGAGCUGCGCUCGGUAGUGAAGUGAAAGCUCGUUAUAAAAAUAAAACUACUGAACAAUAAUAAUAAUAAUGAUAAUAAUAAUAAUAAUAAUGAUAAUGAUAAUAAUAAUAAUAUAUAAAUAAAAUGUUAAAUGUUUUGUUGCGUGAUUUUUGGUCCACCCUGUGUGUGUGUGUAUAAAUAUAUACAUACAUACAUACAUACAUUCAUACAUACAUACACACACAUAUAUAUAUAUAUACACACAUACACAAACACAUAUAUAUACAUAUAUGAAGAGAAACAGAUAUAUAUAUAUAUAAGCGCUUGUGCAUGUGUAUGUAUAUAUAUAUAUAUAUGUGUGUGUGUGUGUGUGUGUGUGAGUGUGUGUCUGAGUGUAUGUGCGUUUGUGUGCGUGUGUGUAUACAUAUCUAUAAAUAAAUCUGUAUGUACGUAUAUGAAUGUAUAUUAGUUUUUCUUUGUAUACGCAUCU